Molecule: messenger RNA, 2178 nt
Organism: Fundulus heteroclitus (mummichog)
Lineage: Eukaryota; Metazoa; Chordata; Actinopteri; Cyprinodontiformes; Fundulidae
Gene: nabp1a
Product: nucleic acid binding protein 1a
Exons: 6
Coding region: 837-1496 (219 amino acids)
Biological process (GO): double-strand break repair via homologous recombination; mitotic cell cycle checkpoint signaling; response to ionizing radiation
Cellular component (GO): SOSS complex
Molecular function (GO): DNA binding
Source: RefSeq, a predicted model, not a curated record
AGGCAGUCUACGCCGACGUAGUUUUGGGGCUUUGUAGAGUUAAGAGAGGAGCCGGUACCGUGAGCAGCCGGCUCUAGCUUUCAUAAUUAGCUUUGUUAGUUUGGCCUGGGAGGGGCUGACAUUCAGAACAUCCAACUCCUGGUCUUUUUGAGUAAUUUCUACCAGACAUAUACUCGUUAGUUAUAUAUAAAAGCAGCUGGUCCGGAUACGACUUUGAAAAAAAGGGGGCUAAAGCAGCUUCUCACAUUCCGAGCCUUACAAAGGAAACCACCGUGGGUUAAACAUCUGAACCGAAGUCCAGGUUCUGUUUCAGAGGUGGUUUCUCCCCAAGUCUGGCAGCAGGCUGUGGUUUUAAGAUGUCUCAAAUAACUUCAGAUCAGUGAGUCCAGCUUGUUCCGCCUGCAGGGAGACACUACAGCCUGCCAAAGCUGCUACCGUAACAACUUCUUAUUCCGGACUGAGCUGUUGGCCGCCGGUGUUUUUUGUGGAAAAUGAAACCGUUGUUACGGGCAUAGCGAGACGGAAAAGCUGCUGGUAUGAUGCAUUCUGGGACUAGCCGACGGUAGCUAGCUGCGAGCUAACAGGCAUCCCGCUAACUUUUGGUGCUGCUGGAGACGAUAUUCACCUCCUGGUGUUCUUUGUGGGUUCAAUGACCGCUUAACCUGGACGGACGCAUAGAACCGACCCGAACCUGAAGCGAUACAAACCGCCUCAACCGUUCCGAACCGCAGCUAGUUAGCUAGCAGGCUAACUAGUUAGCUGCUAGUUAGCUAGCAGGCUAAAGCUAAAAGUAACGGCUGGUUGGCGGAGAGGAAGCUAACAGCCGCGAGCCCAGGAUGGCAGCACCUUCUAACGAGGCCUUGUUCCUGAUAAAGGACGUGAAACCCGGCUCUAAAAACCUAAAUAUUGUGUUCAUCGUGCUGGAGAUCGGGCGAGUGACCAAAACGAAAGACGGCCAUGAGGUGAGGUCCUGUAAGGUGGCCGACAAGAGCGGGAGCAUAGCCAUCUCUGUCUGGGACGAACUGGGGAGCCUCAUCCAGCCUGGGGACAUCAUCAAGCUCACCAGAGGCUAUGCAUCCAUAUGGAAAGGAUGCCUGACCCUGUACACUGGAAGAGGAGGAGAUCUUCAGAAGAUUGGAGAGUUCUGCAUGGUUUACUCCGAGGUGCCCAACUUCAGUGAACCCAACCCAGAACUUCUGGCCCAAGCCAACCAGCAGAACAAGUCUGGGAAACCUGACCAGAACCAGAGAGGAAACUCUCCACCCAAUCAGAACUCAGGUACACCUGCUCCACCAGGUAAUGGUGCGAUGCCGCCUUUUGGCAACAACCCAACAGGCGGCGCGCCCCGGGACCCGACGUUCGGCGCCGUCGGGCGCCCAAACGGCCGGUCGACGGGCAACGGCGCUCCGCCCGUCAACGCCGCCGGACCCCCGCCAACCACAAAGUCCUCCGUCACCAUCAGCAACGGCAGGGACCCACGACGUGCCAAGAGAUGAAGCUGGAGGAGAAGACAAACCCGGGUUGUCCUCGUGUCCCCCCCCCCCCCCCCCACACUGCCUGUGACGGCCUUCACAACAAUGAAUCAUUUUUCUACAGUCCAAAGUAGUCAGACGCAUCAUUUUUGUCUUGGUUGCCUCCAGGUCCCGGUCCACCACCUACGCCAUCAGAACUCUGACUCAGACCUGAUGGUUGGGUUCUGCUCCGCUCCUGUGAAUGACCAGCUCUGUGCCAGUGUUACCCCCCCCCCCCCCUCCUAUUCUUGCAGAGAACACAUCCUACUUGAACACUCGAUGCACUUUCUUCUCUUAAUUUAUGUCGACGCUCGGCUGUCGUUCAUGUCAGGAAAAGGCAUUCCUCCUUUUUUUUUUUUUUUUUUUUAUUUAAGUGGAAAAACGGCCUUAAGCGGGUGAGAAGCGUUCUGGGACUGGAUGCUGCAGCAAAAAGUGACUAAAAACAGGCCAGUCAGCGGUUUAAAGCAGAAUUAUGUGGACUGGUGACCAUCGCUCCAUUAAAACAUGUUCGCCGUGAAUUGUACCUUUUUUAUCCUGGUGACGACCGCCUGCCAACAACGGUUCACCGACUCAGUUUUAGAGUAAUUAUGCUGCCAUAUUUGUUCUUUUGGAUCCAUAAACUAUUGGUAUCAAUAAAUUCUGACAUGUUGGGUUCACUGGCUCUUAA